Molecule: messenger RNA, 4368 nt
Organism: Onychostoma macrolepis
Lineage: Eukaryota; Metazoa; Chordata; Actinopteri; Cypriniformes; Cyprinidae
Gene: hnrnpa0a
Product: heterogeneous nuclear ribonucleoprotein A0a
Exons: 3
Coding region: 66-983 (305 amino acids)
Molecular function (GO): RNA binding
Source: RefSeq, a predicted model, not a curated record
ACCGCCGCCGCCAUUUAUAUUUCACCGCCAUUUUACAUCAACCCAGCAGAGAUUAGGUUGCGAAGAUGACGGCCCAAAUGGAAAAUCAACUGUGCAAACUGUUUGUCGGUGGCCUCAACGUCCAGACCACCGACGAUGGGCUGCGAAAUCAUUUCGAGCAAUACGGAACUCUCACGGAUUGCGUGGUUGUACAGAACCAGCAGCUAAAGCGCUCGCGUUGUUUCGGUUUCGUGACCUACUCGAGCCCCGAGGAGGCGGACUCGGCCAUGGCGGCCCGACCGCACAUUCUGGAUGGCAACAACGUCGAGCUGAAGCGGGCCGUGGCCCGGGAAGACGCGGGCAAACCCGAGGCCCUCGCGAAGGUGAAGAAGAUAUUCAUCGGCGGGCUUAAAGACGAUAUCGAAGAGGAUCACCUCCGCGACUGCUUCUCCCAGUUCGGCGCGGUGGAGAAGGCGGAGGUGAUCACGGACAAAGAGACCGGCAAGAAGCGGGGCUUCGGCUUCGUGUAUUUUGAGGACAACGACUCGGCCGAUAAAGCCGUGGUGCUGAAGUACCACGUUAUUAACGGGCAUAAAGUGGAGGUGAAGAAAGCCCUGACCAAGCAGGAGAUGCAGGCCGCCGGUAGUCGCGGUGGCCGUGGUGGCCGCGGCGGAAGGGGGAUGGGAAGACCGCAGAACGGCUACGGCGGGCGCGGCAGCGGAUACGGUAACUACGGCGGCGGCGGCGGCGGCUAUGGAGGCAAUGACGGCUACAGCGGAGGCUACGGAGGCGGAUACGGUGGCGGGUAUGGGGGAGGCUACGGGGACCAAAUGGAGGGCUACGGCGGUGGUAACGGCUACAAUGACUUUGGCAGCGGCUAUGGCCAGCAGUCCUCUGGCUAUGGCCCAAUGAAAGGUAAUUACUCGGGCAGAAGCAACGCUCCUUACUCCCGAGGAGGUGGUGGUGGUGGUUACGGCAGGGGGGGUUACGGAGGCUCGUAUUAGGAGCGUAUAUUAGGUCACAAAUUAAGAGCAGCUCCUUCCCCAGCCCACAUCACAGUUUUGACCACACAUUAUCUUCAGCUAAGUAGCCAGAUUGAGCCACCUUAAUGUGGCAUGGCAUUGACUGAAACACUCAAGCUCCAUUCAGGAGUUCACAACUUUAUCCAGCCUAGCAGAUCAUAGGUAGGGCUCACCUUUCCGACUUUACUCAACAUCUCACAGCUGUUACUGCUACUACUACACAUCCUUUUGCUCUCUUCCCUGAAGUACUAGGGAGUUUUUUUGUUUUUUUUCAGCAAGACAUAGGACUACUUCUCUGGAUCUCUACUUAUUAUAAGACUGGCCAGUGGUGUCCGGGGCAGGCUACCUGUUCGCGAAACUGUUACUCACGUUUUUUUUGUGCUUUGGGAUUAAGUUAAGGGUAGUAUUUUUGCUUGUUAAUUAGUGUAGGCAUGUGUUUUUUCCUCCUUUUAGUAUAUGUAUUGUAUUUUUAUUGUGUGUUUUAUUUUCAAUACAUUUAUAGGGCUGCAAAACGAUUAAUCGCAUGCAAAAUAAGUUUGUUUACAUUGUGUACUGUGUAUAUUUAUUAUGUGUAUAUAUAAAUGCACACAUGCAUGUAUAUAUUAAGGAAAAUGUUAGAUUUAUAUAUAUAAAAUAUACUUUAUAAAAUAUAAAGUAUAAAUAUAUAUAUACACAAAUGUUUUUCAAAAUAUAUACAUAUGAGUGUGUAUUUAUAUAUCCAUAAUAAAUAUACAAAGUACACACACACAGUACGUAAACACACUUUUAUUUUGAAUGCCAUUAAUCGUUUUGUAGCCCUACAUUUAAAUCUGGUUUUGAUUGAGAGCCAAUCGCAGUGAACCCCUGUAGAGAUUUAAAAAUUCAUUGGCUGGCAGCAGGCAUGAUUUGCAUAUCACGUGAUCUGUUGUGUGCAACCGUACCUGAAGUAAAAAUCCCAUUCAUUUUCUUCAUAAGGAAAGACCUACUGUGAGCUAUGAGGUUAAUUGAUGUUAUACGUUUAUUGAAGCCGUCAGUGGGCAUUAUUUCAACUCAUUUUGCAAUUAUAUUGAAAUUAACCAUGAUUCUUCAAAUCAUCUUAAAUAAAACAUGUUAGCGCCGACCCAGUCCCAUGAAGCAUGACGCAUGAUAUGAUAAUUUGUAUAUAUUUGCUUAUUUCGCAAUAAACAAAUUUGUUUCUGUAUACACACUCCACACCUUUAAAUCAAUAGUUUAAUCUAUCAUUCGCAAUGCUUCUUGGGAUUGCAGUACUUUUACCUGUUUUGUUUCAAUUUUUUUUUUUUUUGCGCUUCAAAUCAAACGCAUAGCUGAUUGAAUUAAUUAUAACUCUAACUACUUGUUAAAAAUGAAUGGGAAAAAUACUCCAGAAAAUCAAGGCAGCUGAAAAAGUGGACUGGCACUGUUGAACUCAAUUUGCUGCAGAGUCUGCCGCCAACCAACGAAAGAUUGAACUUUUCUUUAAUUAGGCUCGAUGGCAACUAGAAGCUGUUCGUCCUAACAUAAGAAACGUGUUGGAAUAAACAGAAAUUUCUUUGGCGUCUCAAAAACGUAGCAAGUUAAAGAACUAGCUUCAGCCUCAAAUGUUCAGGCUCACUAAAACAGCCCUCAACAUCCAUUAAUAUAGUGACUAACGUGUGUCUCCUCCCAAUUAGUGUCAUUUGUUAAAUAGUUCAAGCACAUUAUGAAAAUAUUGUCAUUGGUGUUACAACGAACCUUUUCGUCGGGACUCUGAAGACCGAUUUGAGUUGUUUUUCUACCGUUUAAUCAUUUAGUAAAGGACUUAAAUGCUCUUGUCUCAUUGUAUUACUGCUUCAACGGAAUAACCUAUUGAAUAUUGUUUAUUUCAGAUACAACUGAACUGUAUGUAUUUCUGUUAAUAAAAGUCAUUAUUCCGUAGCCAUUAUGGUUUAUGGCCAGUUGAGAUUUAUUGGGUCGCAUAUGAGGCCCGUGUAGCGAUUCUGUCUUUUCAAUCUAGGUAAGACUAAUAUUGGAGGCCACCCUUUGCCAUUUAUCAGGCAUUGGCUCUAGUGCUCCAUAUUAAUGACAUUUCUUUGCAUCAGACAUGUGGGGAUGUCAAUAUUUUCCCAACCAUAUGUUGUCUUUAUUCUUAAAAUAUGUUUAGAGCUUUGUUCCAAUACUUUUAGUGAUCAAAUAAGACGGAUCUAUACCUUAGCUGUGUCCACUACUACGUCAUUGGAUUCUCCAGGGCUACUCCAGAGAUGUAGAAACCCAGCUGAAAAUCCAUAGGAUAAACGCACCAGGUUUCCAGGUUUGUAGAAAUGCUUUAUACACCAGACAUUACAUCGGGUGUGUCUUUAACAUACUUCGGAUCCACCUGGAACGAAAUCAGGUAUUUGUGAGUCGUUAACGUAAAGUAAAGCGUGCAUGCAACUUUAUUUCAGCAUUGCCUAAAUUCUAGCUGUGAAUAGCGUUAACUGGCGGUGACCAUGUAACAUAGAGGAAAAGUGGAAAUUAGAACAUGCUCUGUAGUUCAAUGUGUGUGCCGCUGUGGUGAUUGUGGUCUAUGUAGUUAUGUCUUAAUCCAAUAUUUUAGCCGAUUUUCAGUUUAAGGUCAAACCGGAGAACGGAGCUUAUAGUUCCUGUAUACUUGAUGCAUUAGUUCCAGAUAUUAAUGACAUCAAAUGCAAAGGAGAUCAGCAUAUAUUAAGCAAGGUUUGUGCUUUCAGUUAUUUACUUAACAUCUUAUCAAUCCCCCUCCCCUCCUCAUCUCGGUGUUUUGCUCGUGUUUUGUCCUACAUUUCUGGCAGUCUAAGAGGACAGUGGAUUUUGUUGAUAAUUGAGUGAGACUAGUGAAGAUGCAACUGUACAACCUCUUGGCAUUGGCCUUUUCAAAAGUGCUGUCAUUUUCAAAGCACACCUCCUACAUAGACCCUUCUUAAAGGCACAGUGUGUAAAUCUGAAGGGGUUGUGUAGCUAGACAUGUUUCAGGACACCGCUUGUUGACUUGACGCUUACAUGCAUCUGCAUCUGUCUUCUUUUUCCACAGAGAGAACGCAAUGGAAGGAUUUAAAUAAAAUCUCACUUCUAAGCGCGGCCGCUUGAUGAACCUCUGCUGCGGCUGUGAAUCCAGUUGCUCUGAAAGAUGAAGAAAGAACUCCAGUGAGUUUGAGUUUGCAUAUGAACGCAUGUGCCAGAUUCCUGUGGACCUCCGAGAGGCAGGAUACCCAUGACCUGGUGCCAAGAUGAUGCCAUGAUAAUGGUACGUGGAGGGCGCCUGCAUUCGGUUCCUUUGACUGGAGUUGAAUCAAAUGCAUAAUGGAAAAGCGCACAUUGUACUUGUGCACAUGAACAAGAAUAAACAUGGCAUUGAAUGUCUGAUGAAUUUAAAUAAAAGAAAUUAACUGGAUAA